Molecule: messenger RNA, 3245 nt
Organism: Cuscuta epithymum
Lineage: Eukaryota; Viridiplantae; Streptophyta; Magnoliopsida; Solanales; Convolvulaceae
Source: the annotation of a GenBank genome assembly
CUCCACGCACCUAUCCCAUAUCCUUAUUUAUUCCUUACAAUCGACAAGCUUCCGUUGCUCAAUGAUUCAUCAUCGUUCCGGUUGCUCUCAAGCUGAAAGCCCGCCCAUCUCUGUAAACAAACACAGAAGUCCUCUGCCGCGCGCACCUCCCGCGGCUCUCUGUCUACUGCAGCUUUCAGGCCCGGCGUCCGUAGCUGGCCGUCUGCUAGGCCCCAAACUUUAAAUCUUCAACUCAGUAAGUAUUGUUCAACUGCUCCCAAACUUUAAACUUCUUAGGCUUCAAACUUCAAUUUAUGUCUUCAAUUAAAAUUACUUGUAUAUCAAUUUUCGUCAUCUGCUGUUUCACGUGCUUGCUGUGGUGCUGCCUAGCUGCUACAUGCCUACAUUACUUUUUACUUUGUAAUUUUAGUCAUUGGUUUAUUUUUAAUACUCAUGAAAAAUUAUUUUCUGUGUGUCAUACCUUAAUUAACCUGAAAUCUCUGACUUCAUCUUCAUCACCAUUGAGAAUCGUUUUGGUUACAUUAAAAAUGCUUGAUACAUAAAACAGAACCCGGGGAAACAGAUUUUAAUGUGAAUUUAAGGAAUUCAAAUUUGCUUAUCAUCAUAAUCAUGUCAUGGAUGUGCAAUAACUAAUAAAUUUUACCUUAUAUUUCUUGGCACUACAACACUAUAAAAUGAUGAUGAUUGGUGCAGGGUCAUUCUCUUUGUAUGUCAAGAACUGUUGUAGGCUUGUAGCAGGAUCCCCCAUAGUGUGCAGGAAACUACAUUUCUUCUAGAAAAUAAUGAAAGUCCAUAUCAGCAAAAUAAAUCUCCAUUAACAUUAAUGAUCGUUCGUUUUCUAUCACUGUUUUAGGACUUUUUUGCACAGAAGUUUGUCAAUGAUAUCAGGAUUAAUAUUGUUGGGCAGAGUGGUUCUCACAUAAAGAACUGGUUUGUAUAAGUUUUUGGAAAUAUCUAUUUCUGCUUUUUCAUGUAUUAGUUCUUCUGCUUGAAGAGAAUCAGACAAAGUGAGGUUGAAUGUAAUCGAGGAUUCAAUAUUAAAUACUUCAAAAGCUUCUGUCUUGUUGAAGAACUCGAGCUUAAAAAAAAUUUAGGUGUUUUGAAAGACAUGUAGUUUCCUUCACAACAUUUUUUUAUAGCUUAUACAUGGCCUUCUUUGAACAAAGGAAGAAACUUUACCAUGAACAUCUGAGGCACUUGGGCAGGAUUUUUAUCCCCUUUGGAGUGAAAAACAAUGAGUUAGAAUUGUAAUAAAGGUAGAUUCUAAGAUUAAAAACUUGACAGCAAUAUUCCUCUUCAUCUUGAAAUAUGCAUUCAAGGGAUUCUUGAAAUAGUACACUCUUACAGCUCUAACCAUGAAUGCCCAUUCAUUCUUUUUUUGGUUUUAGUCUUUUACCAAUUACCAACGACCACAUGCCCAACAUUUUUGCAGAAAGAUGUUUGUAAGCUGAGAAAAACACUAAAAUCAAUAAGAAUCGUUUGAUUUAGGAGAACUAUGAAUUAUGGGUCAUCUUUUUAUAGCAAACUGAACAAAUAUGCAUGCGUGAGAUAAGAAUUGCCCAAUAUUUUAAUAAGUGCUACCUCCGUCCCACAUAAAAGUUUUCAUCCAUUAUUCUCCAAUCAACUUAAAGUGCUCUUAAUUUUGUACUUUAUAUAUCCAACUUUUAUCAAAUUUGAGUUUUUUUUUGUGAUUUUAUAAAACUUUUUAUGUAGUUUUUUAAAUAUGUAAUUUUUAUUUACUUAAAAUGACUUUAUCGUUGACAGGGGUCAAUUAAUAAUUAAUUUUACGAUCAUUCAAACGUCCUAAACUGAACGGGAUCAUUUACCCGGGACGGAUGGAGUACCUUUUUGUUUGCGAAUUGACAUCAUGACAUGUAGCCUAGCCUUUUACAAAACAGUGAAUUACAAUUUGUACAUUUAAAUCUAUAAUGUUGCAAUUAAAUAAAUUCACAAAUAGUGAAAACAUUAAUUGUUUUGGUGUUGGUGUAUGGGGGAGCACACAAAUGUGAUUUAAUUCAAUUAUUUAAUAUAUAAGUGUGUGUUCAGGCCAUAGAAAUAACACAGGUACAUAGGUGGAGCCUGCUGCAAUCACAGAGGGGAGUACGACAAAAUCUUAUAUUGAGGAAGCCCAUCAUAUAAUAUACUCCGUGUUACUGUAAUUUUACUCGAUGGUUCUGGUUUGAAGAGGCUGUUUGAUUUACUAUUUAGUCUAUGUAAAUACUACCUAUAUAAGUGUGUAUAGGAAUGGUGGAAUGUAUUAGGGUCCACAGAUAAGGUGUGAGAUAUUUUGAGCGGGAGUACUAUUCCUCAAACCUUUUCUUGUUAGAUACUCCGUAUUAAAUAGAUUAAUAUUGAUGGGUAACAUUAACUGCACAAUUGUCUCAUUACAUAUAUUACAAUUUUAGUUUUUUGUGCUCAAUUUUGUACAUUAAGAUAUCCUUCGUAUUAAGAAGAAAGAGAAUGGAGUCCUCUUGCAGCAAUGGAAGUUCCAUUUUGAAACCUACUGAGAACAAAAAAACUGGAGAAGAGAGCUUUUCGGAUUCUAGCUCUACCAAUGUUAAGGUGAAGCGCAAAAGAACAACAAUAAGCAGAGCCCACAUACACGAGUUUAAGGUAUAUGAUGAUAAGCUUCGUGAAUUUGACUUCAACCGCCAAGAAGUUGAUAUACUUCUAAAAUCUAUAGCUUCAUGGAUUGACGGUAAAAUGCCAUGCCUAAAAGGGGUUGUCUCUUGUGCAUUUACUCAUAGUGCAUUUACUAAUGUUGAAUGUCUAGCUAUGGGAGAAUAUAUGCAAAGAUGCCCUUUCCGUCCUACAUUUUCCCAGUUAGAAUGUGUACCCAUUGCAAUGUUGCUGAAAGCUCAUGCAUCAGUCAUCUUACACCCGGCUGAGAUUUUCUUUAUUUUGAAUCAUCUGCAUUGUUCUUUGGACGACUUUUGCAUGACCUUGAUAUCAACAAAAGAAGAGGUGAAGUUUGACUACAAGACUGGAAGCCUUGAGCCGAAGCCGGAUGAUAGUGCCACAAGUCAGAUGGUUGUCCAAGGCAUAAGAAAGAUCUAUGGAGUUGUCUUCGACAAAUUUGAGCUGCUACGUUUUAUAUAUAGACCGACUUACGAGAAGUAUUUUGAAUCCCACAUUUACAACACGUAUGAUGUGGCCUCAUAACUCUACUGUUUGGGAUUCAUAACGUAUAUAUAACCGGAACCGGCCCGGCCCGGCCCGGGUCCAUCCCCACAUUUCAGCUGCCA